Messenger RNA from Cannabis sativa, 1756 nucleotides. Its product is annotated as transcription factor MYB106-like. The record is from RefSeq and is a predicted model, not a curated record. Lineage: Eukaryota; Viridiplantae; Streptophyta; Magnoliopsida; Rosales; Cannabaceae. The transcript is spliced from 3 exons. Bases 189 to 1559 code for a protein of 456 amino acids.
UUCAUGUUCUUACUUUCCCAAAUCUCUUUAGGGCAUUUCUCUAGCUUAUAACUUAUUAUUAAGAGAUCGGUCUCAUCUUUUGAUAAUCAAGUUCUCUCUGUAUAUCAUCAUCAUAUAAGCUAUAGCUUAAUAAGGGCUAGCUCUUCUAGUAUUUCGGUCUUUGGAAUCAAUAGAAAGAAAUAACUAAAAUGGGAAGGUCUCCAUGUUGUGAGAAGGUAGGGUUGAAAAAAGGACCAUGGACUCCUGAGGAAGACCAGAAGUUAUUGGCUUACAUCGAAGAACAUGGCCAUGGAAGCUGGAGGGCCUUGCCUGCUAAAGCUGGGCUUCAAAGAUGUGGGAAAAGCUGCAGACUGAGGUGGACAAACUAUCUUAGGCCUGAUAUAAAAAGGGGAAAGUUUAGUUUACAAGAAGAACAAACCAUUAUUCAACUCCAUGCUCUCCUCGGAAACAGAUGGUCAGCUAUAGCAACUCACUUGCCAAAGAGAACAGACAAUGAAAUCAAGAAUUACUGGAACACUCACUUGAAGAAAAGACUGACCAAGAUGGGAAUAGAUCCCGUCACCCACAAACCUAAGAUAGAUGCCCUUGGCUCUGGCUCUGGCAACCCAAAAGACGCCGCUAACCUAAGUCACAUGGCUCAGUGGGAGAGCGCUCGGCUCGAAGCCGAAGCCAGAUUAGUUAGAGAAUCCAAGCUGUUGCUAACCAGCAAUAACAACAAUGCCAACAACAGCAUGGCACUACCACAUCAUCACAACCACCAACUGGGCUCGGCUAAUCAUUUCAUGAACAAGCCAGGCGGAGCCAUAACCCCACCACCGUGCCUGGACGUUCUCAAAGCGUGGCAAGGCGCGUGGACUAAGUCGAGUAACAGUAGCAGUCGAGAUUGUAAUACUCUCGCGGGAAUGAUGGCUAUGGACGACCUUGAAUCUCCAACGUCCACGCUGAACUUCCCGGAUGCCAACCAUAAUUACCCUAGGAUUAAUAAUCAAACUGCUACCACAGUUGGAUACGGUACUAAUGAUACCACUGCUGAUCAUGACGGUUGGAAGUCGUGCUACGGCACGACCUCAGUUAACAACACUUCUACAAACACUAACAAAGUAGUAGUAGCAGCAGCAGCAGCGGCAACGAUGAAUAGUGAUGAUAAUCACGACCACAACAGCAACAUUAACCAUAUGGUGGCUCCACCUACCCCGCCGGAGUUCAAGGAGAGAAACAUGGAACAUGGUAAUACGAUGUCCUUGCAGGACAUUGCGUUCGCUUGUAGUGAAGGAGGAGCCUGGUUUGUCGAUCAUGGGUUUAGAGCUGCAGCGGCCAGUAGCGACGGUGUGGCUGCAGUGUCGAAUAUCAUCGAAGGAUUCACGGAUGCUUUCAUGUACAACUCUGAGGAGCCGAACUCGGCGGACGUGGUUGGAGAUGGUGAGAACUCAAACGACUGCGGUGGGGCCGGCGGAGAAGGAAGCUGUGGAGCUAGCGGGUUAUUUGAAGAGAACAAGAACUACUGGAAUAGUAUACUGAAUUUGGUGAACACGUCACCGACUGGGUCGCCUGUGUUUUGAUAUUAGAGUUUUUGUUGUAGUAGCCAGUAAUGGUAACUAUUGUUUCUUAAUGAUUUGUUUAAUUAGUGACUAUAUAUAGGGCUAGUCAAAGAUUAUCAUAGUGGCCUUAUUAAACAUGAUUAGCAAGUUAGUGUACUAAUAAUGAUGGAAAACUCCUAGUUAAUAAUAAUAAUAACAUGUCCUUUUUUAGUUUUUAA